Exophiala xenobiotica is the source of this 1690-nucleotide messenger RNA. RefSeq lists its product as uncharacterized. The transcript has a single exon. The record is from RefSeq and is a predicted model, not a curated record. NCBI's taxonomy places the organism in Eukaryota, Fungi, Ascomycota, Eurotiomycetes, Chaetothyriales, Herpotrichiellaceae. The coding region runs from base 100 to 1062 and encodes 320 amino acids.
UCUCUAUCUCGAGCAACCAAAGACAGUGCUCUCAUCUCAAUCCUCAAACCAUUCCUAUCUAUACAAACCCAGAGUUCCAGGCUGCUACAAGUAUGAGGGAUGAUCCCUCGCCCGGCGUCUCUCUCUUCCCUCUCGGCUCUCCGCCUCUCCUCUAUAAAGUCUUCCAUCCUCCUUCUUGACCCAACCUGCGCAUCUCGAAUCCCUCCUGCCACACUGCUGCUCCCUGAACUCAGCCUCCGCCUCGUAUGCUCCCGACCGCGCUGCAGCCACUUUAGAUACUUCUCGCAGACGUCUAUAUGCCGGUCCUCCUCCACGCCUCCAAACCACUACGAAGUCCUCCGCAUCCACCAUGACGCCACCCCUUCCGAACUCAAGAAACAAUUCUACGUGCUCUCUAAAGAAACCCACCCAGACCGCAACCGCAAUGACCCCAAGGCAGGCGAACGCUUCGCCGAGAUAAGCGAAUCCUAUGCCGUCCUCGCGAACCCGGAAAAACGCAAACGCUACGACCGGGAUGUCUUCCAUGUCCACCAUUCGCACCGGGCUCAUCACCCUCACUCUCACUCGCACUCUCAUGCCGCUCGCAAGACCUACGCAGGCCACCGCCCUGCAACAGGCCUCUCCAGACGUCGCAGCGUCUUCAAAGGACCGCCGCCAUCAUUCUAUGCGCACGGCAAACCCUCGCCGAACACCACCGCACAAGCACAAGCACACGCCGAAGCUGGUCCGGGCCCAUACCAAGCAGGUACGUUCAAUGCGGGCGCCUAUACCGACACAGACCCAGCAUUUGCCGGCUUCGACCCACAAAGUACAUACAAGACGCAAACGCACGAGGACUACCGUCGUGCGAACCGCCGCGCUGCAGAAUUAGCAGCGUUGCGAGCGGCCGCCGCUGAGGAGGACAAUUUCUGGGGUCGGUUCAUCAUUGUCUCGGCAAUUAUUGUUGCCAGUGUCUCCGUGGGCACGAUCGUCGUGAGCAUGGCGAAUGCGCCGCGAGGUGGCCUUACCAGGGCAGAUGGGAGUCGAAGGGACGGGCCCAGGAAUGACUGGACAAAAGCUUGAGAUAAAUCAAAACAAUACCGCAAAUCUAGUCACGCACUGGUCCUCAGAAAGUUGGACUGGGAUGCCGGGGCGCAAGGAGCUACACGUGUGCUCCCUCGAGAGCCCGCACAAGCGUUAUCAAUUUUAUGGGACGACUCCACGGACAAUCCAAUACAACGUAGCACUGCAGGACCAUUCAAUGUCAUGAAUAUAACGGCAGGAGAAGCGAGGACAGGGUGAUACCCUGCUGUGUCGCGUGGGACGCCCUAUCACCGCUUCGAACAAUAGACGAACGAAUAUAGGGGUAAACGGAAGAAACCACCGAGGGUAGAAGACCGAAUAUUGAUGGGAAAACAGAAUGAGAAGCAGCACUUGCAGAGAUGGAUUUACAAAAUUGCCAGGAUCUGUUCGAUUCCGAUCAACGCGUAGUUUGACGAUCCUCAUCCGUAGUGACCACGCAGCUUACGCCAACUAGAUGGAUAUCUCUGCUGAAUGCCUUCUUCUAUGCUCCUGUUUCUCUUCUGUACAAUCUGAGCCCUCCCUCGGUGGUGCUGCUUUGGGGAUACAGUGAAAUUGAGGACGGUACGUCUAACCCUCGAAAGUAAAAGACGCACCAACCUUGUGAGCCGCCUGGUUGAGGUUCUGCGUG